AUGCCCUUCGAGCUCUUGUCACACACUCACCCGCGUUCGGUGCCGAGAGACUCUGCCGUCUACUUCGAGGAACCUAAUGGGACUCGUGUCGCUUUACGGGAACCUGAUACCACAAUGUCGCCUCCUUACACAACACGGGGAGCUUCUCCCGACUCGAGCCUGACGCCCCCGACUAAUCCGUUCGGUUCUAACCCGUUCGACACCGACAACGAUUCGAGCGCGGCACCCUCCCUCGCCAGUGACUCGACUUUUACUGUGAACGCUGUUGGGCAAACACAUCCGUACGACACCACAGACAGAUCAGGUCAGAGAUCGAGCUGGGCCGACUCCUCUCACCACCGUCUAAGCAGACCCGAUAUCGUAGGUUGCUCAACAUCCGUUUCUUCAAGCCCAACUAACAGGUUCCAGGAGCCCUCGCCGCUGGGCAGAGAAGUUCCGGUCUAUAAUGAAAAGGGCCAUCACCAAUCCUCUUCUGAGACGGACGUUGAAGCUAGCCAUGUUCCGCCUAUUAUUUCUGACCCCGAGAAGGCAAAGGAGACGCACACGACCGCACUUCCACCCUCAUCAGGCGAGUCUUUUCCCAAGAGACUUUACGGCCGUUUCCGCGCAACCUACUGCCCCAAGGAAGAGCCGCCUUUGGUCUUGCCCGUAUGCCCGAACGACACCGAGAAGCUCAGCUACGUUCACACCAACCGACUGCUUCUCUACAUCUUUGGCGUCUUCUCUUUCCUCUCGCUCGGCGCCGGAAUGUGGCUGUUCGCGCUCUCUGCCCCGGCAUUCUACUGGUAUGGCGUCUUCGCGGGAGCAAUGUGCAUCUACUUGUUGAUCUCCUACGCCGUCGGAAUCAUUGGACGAGACUGGGAUUACAAGGCUCACUUGGAUUUGGUUGAGCGCUUCCCUAUUACCGAAGACAACGCCCCGACUGUCGAUAUCUACCUCCCCUGCUGUUCCGAGCCCAUAGAAAUUCUGGAAAACACAUAUAAGCACAUUGUCAAUAUUGAUUGGCCUACGUCCAAGCUCCAGGUUCACGUCAUGGACGACGGCAACUCGGAACCGGUUCGACUUCUCGCUGAGAAAUAUGGCUUCAACUACUCCGUUCGCGAUGACCGGCCCCGUCUCCGAAAGGCUGGCAACCUGCGAUGGACCUUUGCACAGACCAGCGGAGAGUUCUUUGCCAUUUUUGAUGCUGACUUCUGCCCACGCCCUGACUUUGUUAAGGAAUUGAUGGUUGAGCACUUGGGCGAUGAUAAGACGGCCCUUGUUCAGAGCCCUCAGUACUUCCGCGUCACUGACGACCAAACUUGGGUUGAGCAGGGUGCGGGUGCCACUCAGGAAUUGUUCUACCGUGUCGUGCAGGUCAAUCGUAACAGAUGGGGAGCCUCAAUCUGCGUUGGAAGCAACGCUCUCUACCGUCGUGAGUCUCUUGUCGAGGUCGGUGGAACGGCCGAAAUUGGCUUCUCCGAGGAUGUUCACACUGGUUUUGGUGCGGUUGACCGCGGCUGGAAGGUCAAGUACAUCCCGCUCUGCCUCGCCACCGGUGUUUGCCCCAACUCUCCUCGCGCCUUCUUCUCCCAGCAGAUGCGAUGGGCUCGUGGUUCAACGACUCUUCUUACAAACGGCCACUUCUGGGUCUCGAAUCUCACCCUCAUGCAAAAGAUCUGUUAUCUGUCAGGCUUCUUGUACUACGCUGCAGUUUCACUCAACAUAUUCCUUGCCCCUAUUGCCGGCACUCUUCUCCUUGCUAUCCGCCCGGAAUGGUUCAAGUUCUGGAACCUGGCUUUUGCUAUCCCUUCGAUCCUAUAUGGUGUGAUCCUCAUGCGUUGCUGGGCUAAGGCCAAAUAUGGCUUCAACGUGCAGCAUGCCAUGACGGUCCAGAGCUACGCCUACCUCACCGCUAUCAAGGAUCGUCUCUUCAACAUUGAGCUUCUCUGGGCUGCCUCUGGCGACUCCAAGGCCCACAAGAGCAACAAGUAUCGCAACAUGCGCCUUCUUUGCAUCAUCUGGACCCUCAUUGUCACUGGUGCCAUGGUCGGUGUCGUCACAUGGCGCCUUGUCACUGGCUUCACCUGGUACCACCCCUUACCACUGAUCAUCAUCAACGUCUACAACCUGUUUAUCAACCACUACUUCAUGUUCUGCAACUGGUAA
Colletotrichum lupini is the source of this 2148-nucleotide messenger RNA. Its product is annotated as glycosyltransferase family 2. Bases 1 to 2148 code for a protein of 715 amino acids. The transcript is spliced from 6 exons. Lineage: Eukaryota; Fungi; Ascomycota; Sordariomycetes; Glomerellales; Glomerellaceae. The record is from RefSeq and is a predicted model, not a curated record.